UUUCGCGCUUAAACUCUCUCUGCUCCUCGUGAUUCCAUGAUUUAUCUGCUUCCAGCGCUAUCAUUUUCGUGGCCACAGCUGCUUCGUUCCAAAACCCUUGCAUCCUACGCUUCCUCUAGACACCUGCAAUUGUGUGACUGUUCGAUUUCAUUACGCUACGCGAGUUGUUUCACGAUCCACUUACUUCAGGGAAACCCCGCAGCCCCUCCAUACCUGUCACUUGGUCUUUUGUCGUUCAUCUCUUUUUAGAAAAGAAAAUAAAAAUUUAUUAUUAUUAUCACUAUCUCUCUCUCUUUCUUGCGCACACAAAGCCACGGCACCAAAAGUCUUUGCCGCGUACCAUCCUGUCGGAUCCUAGUUUUGAGUCUAUUUGUCCUUUUCCUUUUCAGACCGUAUCGGUUACUCCCAGUUGUACCAUCUCGCGAAGACAAGAUACUCGACGUUCAAGAUCGUUCUCCUUAUGGCUUACGAUGGCUAUCAGAAUAAGUCGGUCCCGUACUAUCAGUCGGGCAAUGCGAAUCAGAUGAACCCCAACCCGAACGAUUACCGCGCCUCAACGUACACACCUCCGUAUCCUUCUCAGUAUAGUCCCGAGCGCCUCAAUAUGCCGCAACCUCAAGUUCCUCCAGCCACCAUGAACCCGUAUGCAGAACCUCAACCACCACCGCAACCAAAUACGUGGCAACAGCCGUACGACGGGAGGAUCAACGAGGCUGUUAACUCCGCAUUUAACAAGGCUACCACAACCACAUAUCUUUCCCCGGAUGUUCUAGCCCAGAUAACGGCGAAUGUCAUUCAACAGCUGAAGGAGACUGGCUUGGAAAAUAUACAAAGCGACCAAUACCAUCCACCGCAACCCCCCCCUCGGCCGCCCAAAGAAUGGGCCACUGGGGCACCUACUGUAUUCCCCAAUGACUUUGCUCCAUCUCCAACCAUGGCUACACAAGAUGCAUCAGCCUCGUCAACCCACGUUGCCUAUGGAAAUGCUACUUAUAACUCACGACCACCGUCCACUGGAUACUCCGGCAGCCCUCAUCUCCAACCCAGAGCAUCCCCAGCACCAUUAUCAGAAAGACGAGGAUCCCCCGCCAGUCAGAUGAGUGAUCACAGCCAGAAAAUGGAAUCCCGGCCAAAACCGCCGUCGAGGGAAGUCACUGUCACAGAGUUGACCACGCUAGAAAAAAUUUGGGGAGCACUUUUCGAGGAUGGAAAACCCACUACAAAGCUUAGUCAGUUCUUGCGUGGGAUUGCAGUUCACUUGAUCGAAGACUAUGAACCCAAAAACAGUCUUGUCGUACUUCCGGGAAAGCUGCAGAAGUUCUAUGAGGACACAAGAGUACCGGGGGAUUACUAUCCUUGGCAGUUGAUAUUCGAUGAUGACACGUCCCACGUCUCGCGGUUGUUCCGCGAAGUGAGAGCCGAACACCACCUCGUGCAAAAAGAGAGCGAGCUCGACGAAAGGCCGUAUAUCCCCGGCCUAACGCCGCGAGGCUUUGAGAAGUGGGCUACCUUAAUGAUUCAGGUCAACCCCGAGACAGAGUAUAAGCGGUUGCAGAAGGCAGUGCUGAACAUGCCCAUCAGCAACCCAGACAACAGGAAAGAGAGGUUUCCUAAGGAGAUUCCACAAUCGCUGUUCCCGUUUGAGAAGAUACUGAGGCCUAAAUUACAAGAAGAGAUCAAAGAGUUCAUAAAGGAGCAUUGCAGUGUUGAUUUGAAUAAGGAAUUCGAGAGGUUUAAGAUACAUCAUGAGGAUUCGAUCGCAGGCUCGGUUCCUUCAUACAGUGAGCGGGAACGCAAGCCGUACCAGGCGUCUGUUUCCACGGUAGUGGACAGUGAUGAGGAAGACCUCGAAGCUCCUUCCCGUCCCAUUGAAAGACAGAGAAAACCAUACUCUGCGCAGCCAGGGGGAGGGAAAGAAUACGGCGAUUUCCAAGAACCUGGUCGUCGACAUAAAACGUCGUUCUCCGCAGGCUCCAUUCCAAGGGAGAGCCUAGCUCCCUCGGAACCUAGAGCCUCCGAGUCCCAGGGCCCUGACUCUAUCUACAUUCAACCCAGCACUACACAACGUCCUAUACCCACCAUGGGACGGAGCCCAUCCCGAGGACCUAGAACAGGUGGUGAUUAUCGACACUCUGAGGGUGAUUUGCUAGGAUAUAACGGUGGCUCUAGAUACGCUAGAGACGAUGAUUUCUAUGAUCGUUCUGGCAUAUCCACCAGCACAGGGGACAUACUUGAAGACAGUCGACUCUACCGAGAUGCUAGUCGUGAAGAAGACCAAAAGCUGUAUGAAUCUCUCCGGGAACGUGAAAAGGAGCGCGAGAAAAGCAAAUAUAACGACUACUUUCCCCAUAGAAGCAGCUGGGAUGGAGAAGAGUACUAUCGCGAUGCGCUUGGCAGCCAAGGAGGUCCAGUUGGCAGCAGUGGUGGAUACGACUACAAGACAUAUGGCUAUAAGUGAUACGUCCAAAUGAACAUCAAUUGUUCACUGGGCCAUGACAUAUUUCCCUUUACCCUUCUUUUCCUUAUCGUUCUGGUGCGUUCCAAAGUGCAAACAGAUUCCCAUUUUGUGUUCCAUUUUCGUUUCCGUCAGACAAUUCGGUUUUUGCCUUAGCGAGUUUUUUGUUGCA
Molecule: messenger RNA, 2627 nt
Organism: Aspergillus alliaceus
Lineage: Eukaryota; Fungi; Ascomycota; Eurotiomycetes; Eurotiales; Aspergillaceae
Exons: 3
Coding region: 461-2458 (665 amino acids)
Source: RefSeq, a predicted model, not a curated record